AUGGAACACGAAAGAACAGCUCUUGCUGGGGCGGCAAGCGAGUCCCAAUCAUCUUCCUCUGACAUUUUAUCUGAGAUCUCUGUACCUUCAUUGUCGAUGAUCGAAUCCAGUCCCGAAACCAGCAACAACACAUGGUCUUGUAUUUUGAAGUUGACAGCUGCAAGGUUGAUAGCAAUGUAUCCGACGAAGAGCGGGUUUGGAGUUUUGAAGUUGGCAAGUGACUUCAGCAGCAGCUUCAAAAACCGUUUGGCUGCUCCUUUGCUACCUUCCAACACGCUGAACAAACAUCUCAACAAAGUUUUCUCUUCCAACAGGCUCGGAGACAGUCUCGAGCGACCGAACAACUGGAAUUUGGGACGACUCAAGUGCAACGAUCGUUGGAAUGCACAGUUUCGGGUUGGCAAAGCCAAGAUUGACCACGAGUUUCAAGAAAGUGACUGCCCGCAGCGAAUGGUCAGACUCGUCAAUAAGACAGUUCUUCAAAACAUGGUGGAGGUAUCUCUGGACAAGAGACGAGCAGAUUCCAUCGUUGACGUACUCUGCGGACUCUCCAUGGAACACCUUGACGUUCAAUUUGGUUGUCUUGGAGUCUUUGAAGUCCAGACCGUUUUUCAACAGCGCCUCACGGUCCUGCAGCUCCAAGAACGUGGACAGAGUGUUGAUGACUAUGUCUUGGAGAUCGAGGUCGUUGGUUUCAAAGACCGAGUCCAUUACGCCCAGAAUGCGCUCGCUCAUAAAGUAGCGUGGGUGGGUGAUGCACACGUUGAGCAGGUUCUUGAUGGCCACUCGUUGCGACCCCACGUCCAACUCGUUGUUGCAGAACAUGGUGAUGUGUCUGAUGAUGAACCCAGAGACCGUGUCUGUGUCUUUGAAGCCGAGUUUCGACGCAGCAAACAGGGUGGAGUGGCUGUCGAGAUGAGAGUGUCGGCCUAA
Molecule: messenger RNA, 933 nt
Organism: Ogataea philodendri
Lineage: Eukaryota; Fungi; Ascomycota; Pichiomycetes; Pichiales; Pichiaceae
Exons: 3
Coding region: 1-933 (310 amino acids)
Source: RefSeq, a predicted model, not a curated record